AUGGAGGUCGAGAGAGUGCAAGACAUAGCGUCCUCGUCUCUUCUGAGCGAUGCGAUCCCCUCGGAGUUCAUCCGGUCCGAGAAGGAGCAGCCGUUGAUCACGACGUAUAGAGGCCCAGCGCCGAAGAUUCCGGUGAUCGACCUCGCUGAUCCGGACGAGGAGCGCGUGGCGCGUGCGGUAGUGGAGGCGAGCCGAGAGUGGGGGAUAUUCCAGGUGGUCAACCACGGGAUCCCGGCGGAGCUGAUACGGCGGCUGCAGGAGGUCGGGAAGCAGUUCUUCGAGCUCCCAGCGGCGGAUAAGGAGGCCGUCGCGAAGCCGGCGGAUGCCAAGGACAUUGAAGGCUACGGGACGAAGCUUCAGAAGGAUCUCGAAGGUAAAAAAGCAUGGGUUGAUCAUCUCUUUCACCGAAUCUGGCCUCCGAAUCGGAUCAACUACAGAUUCUGGCCGAACAACCCUCCCGAAUACAGGGAGGUGAACGAGGAGUACGCGGGGCACGUGAAGAUGCUGUCGGAGAGGAUAAUGGGGUGGUUGUCGGAGGGGCUAGGGUUACGGAGAGAGGCGUUGAAGGAAGGGAUCGGCGGAGAAGCGGCGGAGUAUAUGAUGAAGAUAAACUAUUACCCGCCGUGUCCGAGGCCGGACCUGGCCCUGGGAGUGCCGGCACACACCGACCUCAGCGCACUGACUCUCCUCGUCCCCAACGAAGUUCCUGGUCUCCAGGUCUUCAAGGACGACCACUGGUUCGACGCCGAGUACAUUCCCUCCGCCGUCAUCGUCCACAUCGGCGACCAAAUCCUGAGGCUGAGCAACGGGGCGUACAAGAACGUGCUGCAUAGGACAACAGUGGACAAGGAGAAGACGAGGAUGUCGUGGCCUGUGUUCGUGGAACCCAAGGCGGAUAUGGUGGUCGGUCCCUUGCCUGAGCUCACGGGCGGCGACAACCCUCCCAAGUUCAAGCCUUUCGCCUUCAUGGACUAUAGCUACCGUAAACUCAACAAGCUUCCUCUCGACUGAUUAAGGAAAGAUCCAAAACAGGAAGAAAUAAUUCUUCGGGUGGUGAUUUAGAUUCUGUUAAGGUCUUUUGUUGUUUCUCAUGUUGGAGAGAGAGAGAGAGAGAGGCCUUGGUUUCAGCUGUUUGUGUGCCUGAAUAAGUUGAAGAACCUCACAUUGGUAAUGGACGUGGGGGCCUUCUAGAUUAUGGUCCCUGUGGAAGUUGCAUGUGUUUGGUUUACUAAGCGAAUGGAUAUUUCAGUACCUUCAAUCAAA
Messenger RNA from Tarenaya hassleriana, 1263 nucleotides. Its product is annotated as flavonol synthase/flavanone 3-hydroxylase. Lineage: Eukaryota; Viridiplantae; Streptophyta; Magnoliopsida; Brassicales; Cleomaceae. Bases 1 to 1011 code for a protein of 336 amino acids. Gene Ontology annotation, biological process: response to light stimulus. Gene Ontology annotation, molecular function: flavonol synthase activity. The transcript is spliced from 3 exons. The record is from RefSeq and is a predicted model, not a curated record.